GCCAACGCCACGCCGUUGCCACGGCAAUUAAAAGUCCUUUGCAGGGCCAAACAUGUCAGAAGUAUCGUGGUAAACAAAAUAAAACUGAUGUCAGUCCAACAGUAAAAUGGGAAUGUUGCACAAUUUGGCCGAUUUGAUAAAGAUUAAAAAGGAUAAAAUGACGAUUUUAGUGCUGGGCCUAAACAACAGUGGAAAGUCGUCGAUAAUCAAUCAUUUCAAAAAGUCCAGUGAACAGACUUCAAUCGUUGUGCCCACAGUUGGCUUCAUGGUGGAGCAGUUUUAUAGCAUGUCCGGUGUAUCAAUAAAGGCAAUUGACAUGUCGGGGGCCACACGAUACAGGAACCUGUGGGAGCACCAGUUUAAGAACUGCCAUGGCAUUAUAUACGUCAUUGAUUCCAGCGAUCGCAUGAGAUUCGUGGUGGUCAAAGAUGAGUUGGAUCUGGUGCUAAAGCAUCCCGAUUUGUGCAAUCGAAUUGUGCCAAUUUUAUUCUAUGGAAAUAAAUCGGACAUGGAGGAUUCACUUUCCAGUGUGAAGAUUGCAGCAGCAUUAAGAUUGGAGAACAUUAAGGAGAAACCCUGGCACAUCUGCUCCACAAAUGCUAUAUCCGGUGAAGGUCUUGGCGAGGGUGUUCAAUGGCUUAUACAGCAAAUGAGAUUCGCCAUGCUUAGCAACAAGGACGCUGCGAAAUCCAGAUCGAAACACUGCAAAUAGAUCUGAAAUAUCAUGCACUUUUCUUGAUGUUCAAUAAAAAGCCAUGUUUUUGAAAAAGAGUA
This is a messenger RNA of Drosophila elegans, 774 nucleotides long. RefSeq names its product ADP-ribosylation factor-like protein 6 (gene Arl6). Gene Ontology annotation, biological process: protein localization to cilium; intracellular protein transport; cilium assembly. The record is from RefSeq and is a predicted model, not a curated record. The transcript is spliced from 4 exons. The coding region runs from base 107 to 712 and encodes 201 amino acids. Gene Ontology annotation, molecular function: GTPase activity; GTP binding. Gene Ontology annotation, cellular component: axoneme; cytoplasm. Lineage: Eukaryota; Metazoa; Arthropoda; Insecta; Diptera; Drosophilidae.